AUGCAGGCCGGUCCGUCCAUAUCCCCUCUGCAGUACCCACCAUCUCGCUCCGGGAACCCCUCUCUCCUGGCCUCGGGCCCUGGGCCCCGUGUGGACGUGAGAUCUCGGGAAGAGGUGGGUGGAACCAUCCCUGGGGCGCUCAACAUGCUGGUGUCUUAGUUGGAGAGUGCCCUGCAGGUGGGCCCUGCUGCCUUCCAGCCUUCGUACUCACUGAGGCCAAAGCUGGAAGAUGAGAAUCUCAUUGUCUUCUGUCAGAUGGGCAAGUGGGGCUUGCAGGCCACACGGCUGGUCUGGGACACCGAGGGGCUCGCAACUCCACAGGGGCCGAUAGAGAAGGGUUCCAGGAAGGAGGUUAGGUAG
Molecule: messenger RNA, 360 nt
Organism: Molossus molossus (Pallas's mastiff bat)
Lineage: Eukaryota; Metazoa; Chordata; Mammalia; Chiroptera; Molossidae
Gene: TSTD1
Product: thiosulfate sulfurtransferase like domain containing 1
Cellular component (GO): cytoplasm
Molecular function (GO): thiosulfate-thiol sulfurtransferase activity
Source: RefSeq, a predicted model, not a curated record